This is a messenger RNA of Penicillium odoratum, 2352 nucleotides long. It is a transcript of the gene mdr2, whose product is annotated as ATP-binding cassette permease mdr2. Lineage: Eukaryota; Fungi; Ascomycota; Eurotiomycetes; Eurotiales; Aspergillaceae. Gene Ontology annotation, molecular function: ABC-type oligopeptide transporter activity; ATP binding; ATP hydrolysis activity. Gene Ontology annotation, biological process: transmembrane transport. The record is from RefSeq and is a predicted model, not a curated record. Gene Ontology annotation, cellular component: membrane. The transcript has 3 exons. The coding region runs from base 1 to 2352 and encodes 783 amino acids.
AUGCGCGGCGUCCGGCUGCCGGCCUGGGCCCCGGGCCCCAGCUCUCGGUCGGUUUUGAGACCGCAGACUGCUGUUCUCCGAGACCUACUUUCCCAAUCAAAUCGACCUUCCGUACAAUCUAUCGGCUUCAAUUACAUCAAACGAUCUUAUACAACACCCUCCGGAGCUCUUCGCGACAAAUCCGGUGGUCUUUCCCGGUCGGGCGAGACCUCCCUGUUGGUUCACCAAAGUGGGCUUCAAUAUACCCCGUCGACGAGCCGUAUGAUUUCACAAACUCGACCGUUCUCUUCUACCACUCGAUUCCUUCAAGAAAAAGUGCUUGCGCCCUCCAAACCCGCCGGUUCCGCCAGCCGUUCAGUUCCGGAAGAAGACGAUACGGAGAAAGGAUUUGAGCUGUCGGAGCGAGCAGCACAAGCUGCGCAAGUCAAUCUGAGUGCUAAGCUGGCUAAAGAUGGUGCUUCUGGGAAGAAGUCCGGCUUCUCGGAGAUUUGGCGUCUGUUGAAGGUUGCGCAGCCCGAAUCCAGGAAGCUCGGGCUUGCAUUCUUCUUUUUGCUGAUCUCCUCGGGCAUAACAAUGUCGAUUCCCCUUUCGAUUGGAAAGAUCAUGGAUACGGCGACCAAGACUGUGACAGAGGGCGGCGGUGAGCUUUUCGGCCUGAGCCUUCCUAUGUUCUACAGCGCUCUGGCGGGUGUCCUAGUAAUUGGUGCCGCCGCCAACUAUGGCCGUAUCAUCAUUCUUCGCAUCGUUGGUGAGCGCAUCGUCUCUAGACUUCGUUCUAAGCUAUUCCGUCAAACUUUCAUUCAGGACGCCGAGUUCUUUGAUGCCAACCGCGUUGGUGACCUGAUCUCUCGACUGGGCUCUGACACCAUUAUCGUGGGUAAGAGUAUCACUCAGAACCUGUCCGAUGGAUUGCGUGCUGCUGUUAGCGGUGCCGCCGGCUUUACCUUGAUGGCCUACACUAGCUUGAAGUUGUCCAGUAUCUUGUUCUUGUUGCUUCCGCCAAUCGGUCUGGGUGCUCUCUUCUACGGUCGCGCUAUCCGAAACCUCAGUCGUCAGAUGCAGAAGAAUCUAGGUACAUUGACCAAGAUUGCAGAAGAACGCUUGGGCAAUGUGAAGACAAGUCAGUCAUUUGCAGGUGAAAUCCUUGAGGUGAAUCGAUACAACAAACAAGUUCGCAAGAUAUUCCAAACCGGCAAGCGAGAAUCUCUGAUCAGUGCGGCCUUUUUCAGUUCGACGGGACUAAUGGGUAAUAUGACUGUUCUGUCUCUUCUCUACGUUGGAGGUGGAAUGGUCCAAACAGGAGCCAUCACCAUCGGAGAGUUGACCUCUUUUUUGAUGUAUACCGCCUACGCUGGCUCCAGCAUGAUUGGUCUUUCCAGUUUCUACUCCGAGCUCAUGAAAGGUGUCGGUGCCGCAAGUCGACUCUUCGAGCUACAGGAUCGCCGCCCGACUAUCCACCCGACUAAGGGCAGGAGGGUAGAGUCUGCACGUGGGCCCAUUCGUUUCGAGAAUGUCACCUUCAGCUAUCCUACUCGUCCUGCAGUAACAAUCUUCAAGAAUCUGGACUUUGAGAUCCCGCAAGGCACUAAUGUUGCCAUUGUCGGACCUUCUGGUGGUGGCAAGUCAACGAUCGCGUCCAUUUUACUCCGCUUCUACAGCCCUACUGCUGGUAGAGUGUUGAUUAACGGGACCGACAUCAGUGGAAUGAAUGCCAAGUCUCUCCGAAGAAAGGUUGGCGUUGUUUCCCAAGAACCUGUACUCUUUUCCGGUACCAUUGCCGAAAACAUUUCAUAUGGUCUGCCGGAUGCAACUCGUUCAGAGAUCAUUGCAGCCGCCCGCAAGGCCAACUGCCAAUUUAUCAGUGACUUCCCCGAUGGCCUUGACACGCAUGUUGGAGCUCGCGGUGCGCAACUGUCCGGUGGACAGAAGCAGCGCAUAGCCAUUGCCCGCGCGCUAAUUAAGAAUCCCGAUAUUUUGAUUCUCGAUGAAGCUACCUCAGCACUUGAUGCCGAGUCGGAGACCCUAGUCAACAGUGCAUUGGCGGCUUUGCUGCAGGGCAAUAACACGACAAUCAGCAUUGCCCAUCGUCUUUCCACGAUCAAACGCUCUGACACGAUCAUUGUCCUCGGACCCGAUGGGACCGUCGCCGAGCAAGGCUCAUACAAAGAGCUUAGUGCGCGUCCGGAUGGAGCGUUCACCAAGCUCAUGGAGUGGCAACUUAGUGGCGGAGAAGCCACUCAGGCCCCUAAGCGGGCUGUGGAGCCUGAAGAGCUUUGGGAACUCCAGAAGGAAGCGGAUCCAGAGUUCUCAGAAGAAGAGGCCGUUGAAGAGCUGCCUCGCAAGAAAGAUUAA